Messenger RNA from Oryza brachyantha (malo sina), 1815 nucleotides. Its product is annotated as RNA-binding protein 38-like. Lineage: Eukaryota; Viridiplantae; Streptophyta; Magnoliopsida; Poales; Poaceae. The transcript has 8 exons. Gene Ontology annotation, molecular function: RNA binding. Bases 345 to 1175 code for a protein of 276 amino acids. The record is from RefSeq and is a predicted model, not a curated record.
AAAUACAGAACACCCAAACUACCCUUCUUCCCCUUCCCCCUCCCAAUCCGAUCCCCACCCUCCCGCGUGAAUGCGUGAUUCUUCGCGCGCAGUUGGCUUCCGCUUCCCUUCUCCCGCGCGCAGUUUAACCGCUAAUUGUAACCGCCUCGCGGAUUAGCGCGGCUAUAAUAGCGCGCGCGAUUGGCUGGGUUAUAGCCCUAGCUAGGCCUAACACGCCACCUCGCCUGCUUGCUUGCUUGCGGCUGGUUCUUCUAGGGUUAGGGUUUGGCGGUGGGGGUGGGGGUGGGGUGGAUGCGCGUGGAGGGUGGGGUGGCGGCGGCGGUGGCGGUGGUGGUGAGGUGAGGAUGACGCCGCAGCGGUCUCCGGCGGCGGGGGUGGGAGUGGGGGGAGGGGGGACGCCGGCGCUGCACUACCUGAGCGGGCCGUACGGGGACACGACGUACACCAAGGUGUUCGUGGGGGGCCUGGCGUGGGAGACGCGGAGCGAGGGGCUGCGGGCGCACUUCGAGGCGUACGGGGAGAUCCUCGAGGCCGUCGUCAUCACCGACCGCGCCACCGGGAGGUCCAAGGGCUACGGAUUCGUGACCUUCCGGGACCCAGAGUCGGCGAGGAUGGCUUGUAUGGAUCCGUAUCCGGUAAUCGAUGGGCGGCGCGCAAACUGCAACCUUGCCAUCUUAGGGCGUCCUGGGCCGGCUGUGCCUUUCGCACCUUUAAGGCCGGUCAUCCCAUACAAUGGAGGUGUGGCGGUUCCAGGGGGCAUGUAUGUGCAAAGCCCAACAUAUCAGCAACCACCCUACAACUAUCAACAGGCAUAUGUAUAUCCUUCUUUUGGACCAUCAACCUAUGGGCCAGAGUACAUGUAUCCUCAGAAUGCAUAUGGUUCAUAUGUUGGGCAACAGUAUGUUCCAGUAUAUGGCAGUCCCAGAACAUUAGGCCCAGGAGUUUACCCAUAUGGGCAGUUUGGCCAACCUGUGCCUGGUGAUCAACCUUAUUCCCCUGGCUAUGUACCAAGUCAAAUCAUGCCUCUAUCGAAUCAGAAUACGGCAAAUGUUAUACGCAUGUCAGCAGUUCAGCAACAAUAUUCUCCAGGAGCUCCACGCCCUCAGCAACAGCUCUUGAUCCCUGCUCGUGCACAAUUCACACCAAACAACAUUUCAGAACAAACAUCGGGCUGACAUAAGGAUGCCAACAAGUGACAAAUUGAGGUAUCCUAUAGUCUGCAGCAGGACUAAGAACAGCAGUACUGCUAAUUGGGCGGCACGCUUCUUUUCUUGCAAACUGUCAUCUUUUGCAUUCUAAAGGUUCUCCUUAUCCAUGGUUACCUGAUCCUUAUAAAUGUGAAUGUCAAGCUGCUCCAUUGGAAGGGGCAGCGAAGCGCGAGAGUACAAAGCCACUCUCGCGCUGCUUCUGUAAGUGUCUGUGCAUUCCCCCAUCUCCUGCCAGGAAUUCUGAUAGCUGGUGGCCUGUACAUGGACCUAACUGGAUGCCGGAAUUGGAGUCUGGGAUCUAGCCCCCUGUGUAUAAUAGCUCAAGUAGGGUCCAAAUCGUAGAGCUAGUCAAUUCUUUCAAAAGUUCUGAUGCGUCUGGUUUCCCCGUUGUUGUAUAGCCAAUUCUCUUCGUCCUUCUCAUCAUCUCUCCAAUGCAUGUGAUCGUGUUGCAUUUAUAUACAGCUUUAGGGUGUGGGUCUGUCUAUGACAUCGCGUCCUCGGCUGUUCGUGUAAAUUAUUCCUCUCAAACUGUACAACUGUUUAUAUCAACACACUUUAUGUAGCAUGUCACUAAAUAAUGGCAGUUUGAUCCUGGAAAAUAAUCAAA